AUGGGGGGACUCAGCCCCCACCCCGGGGGUGUCACCACUGAGGAGCAUCAAAGUGUCACCCAGUGGGUGCCUUGUAGGUUCUAUGAGAAGGUCCAGGUGCUGCACCAGGACCCCGAGGCCUCGGUGGACAAUCCCUUGCUGGCCUUCAGCCUCAUCAAGCGCCUCCACUCCGACUGGCUCAACAUCAUCUACAGCGACGAGGCCACUGGGAAUGCCCAAGCACUCCAUGCCGGUCUCAGGGAGGUGGAGCGGGAGCUGCCUGGAGCCGAGGACCUGGACGGGGCAGCCCGGGCACUGAUGCGGCUGCAGGACGUCUACGCCCUCAGUGUCAAGGGCUUGGCCAACGGCGUCUUCCAGCGAUCCGGCACCGACCACCCGCCCCUCUACAGCCCGGGCCGGCGCGUCUCCCUCUCCGCUGAUGACUGCUUCCAUGUGGGAAAGGUAGCCUAUGACACAGGUGACUAUUACCACUCCAUCACGUGGCUGGAGGAGGCUGUCAGCCUCUUCCGCCUCUCCUACGGCAGCUGGAACCCGGAGGACCGGAGCAGCCUGGAGGAUGCUCUGGACCAUCUCGCCUUCUCCUACUUCAUGGCUGGAAACAUCUCCCAUGCCUUGAGCCUCUCCAGGGAGUUUCUCCACUACGAUCCCAGUAACCAAAGGGUGACAAAGAACGUGGCCAAGUAUGAGAAGCUGCUGGAGAUGGGGACGGGGGUGAGCGCCAGACCCCUGAGACGCCCCAACAGCACCCGUCUGCAGAGCCGGGACGCCUACGAGGAGCUGUGCCAGCGCCCCAGGGGGCAGCCGGCCCCAGAGCGGCUCCUGCACCUUGGCUGCUCCUAUGAGACCAACAGCAGUCCCUACCUCCUCCUCCAGCCUGCCAAAAAGGAGAUGGUCCAGAUCCGACCCUAUGUGGCACUGUACCAUGAUUUCAUCAGCGAUGCUGAGGCUGAGACCAUCAAGGGGUUGGCAGGGCCCUGGCUGCAGAGAUCCGUGGUCGCCUCUGGGGAGAAGCAGCAGAAAGCCGAGUACCGGAUAAGCCAGAGUGCGUGGCUGAAGGACACGGCUGACCCCGUGGUGAGGGCCUUGGAUCGGCGCAUCGCUGCCAUCACCGGCCUGGACCUGCGGCCACCCUACGCCGAGUACCUGCAAGUGGUCAACUAUGGGCUGGGAGGCCACUAUGAGCCACACUUCGACCAUGCCACGUCCAGGAAGAGCCCCCUUUACAGAAUGAAGUCAGGCAACAGGAUCGCCACAGUCAUGAUCUAUCUGAGUGCAGUGGAGGCUGGGGGCUCCACCGCCUUCAUCUAUGCCAACUUCAGCGUGCCUGUGGUCAAGAAUGCCGCUCUUUUCUGGUGGAACCUGCGGAAGAACGGGAAUGGUGAUGGUGACACUCUCCACGCCGGCUGCCCUGUCCUGGCUGGGGACAAGUGGGUGGCGAAUAAGUGGAUCCAUGAGCAUGGGCAGGAGUUUCGGCGGCCAUGUGGUGCUGACCCAGGGGACUGAGCCAUCGUGGGAUUGUGGAUGUGGCAAAACCAUCCCAGCACAGCAUGUUCCCAAGGCU
This is a messenger RNA of Manacus vitellinus (golden-collared manakin), 1561 nucleotides long. RefSeq names its product prolyl 4-hydroxylase subunit alpha 3 (gene P4HA3). Gene Ontology annotation, cellular component: endoplasmic reticulum. Gene Ontology annotation, molecular function: iron ion binding; procollagen-proline 4-dioxygenase activity; L-ascorbic acid binding. Gene Ontology annotation, biological process: peptidyl-proline hydroxylation to 4-hydroxy-L-proline. The transcript is spliced from 12 exons. The record is from RefSeq and is a predicted model, not a curated record. Lineage: Eukaryota; Metazoa; Chordata; Aves; Passeriformes; Pipridae. The coding region runs from base 1 to 1503 and encodes 500 amino acids.